AUGAGGCUAGGCAUCCCUCUCUUCCUCGCGACAGCCGCGCACGGUGUUGCGCCAGCACCAGCUUGCCACCGCGGCGCCUCUCUCAUUCGCGACGCCGCCGCCAUCCCGCGAAAGGCCGUCAUCGCCACCGCCGUCGGCCUCGCUGUCGGCAGAGUGACCCGCCUCGCCGACCCUUUCCAGCCUCGUCGGCUGCUGGUCGUUGGCGGCGGGCUCACAAGCGCGGCCAUUCUCCGCCGCCUGGGCUACGUCACCGUCCACACCAGCACCAUUGGCAGGCACCUCGGGCGCCUCCAGCGGCUGUGGACGACCAGCGGCACCCGGGCUGGGUCUCGCAUCGAUGCGAGCGCCUCCGAGACACCCGCUGAGCGCCGCACUGCAGCGAGCUUGUGGGCGAUCGCGAGCCGCUUGGGAGGUCGUGCAGCUGUGGCCGGACUCACCGCGGCGUGCUCCAGCGGCGGCCUGGCCUUUGGCGUCCGCCGAGGCUACCGCGCCUCGCUCGCCAUCCCGCGCAUGUACUGGGCGAGGCCGGGGCGGCUUCGGCCCGUGUGA
Emiliania huxleyi CCMP1516 is the source of this 549-nucleotide messenger RNA. RefSeq lists its product as hypothetical. The coding region runs from base 1 to 549 and encodes 182 amino acids. The record is from RefSeq and is a predicted model, not a curated record. NCBI's taxonomy places the organism in Eukaryota, Haptophyta, Isochrysidales, Noelaerhabdaceae. The transcript is spliced from 2 exons.